Messenger RNA from Fomitiporia mediterranea MF3/22, 1288 nucleotides. RefSeq names its product fructose-bisphosphate aldolase. The coding region runs from base 51 to 1127 and encodes 358 amino acids. Gene Ontology annotation, cellular component: cytosol. NCBI's taxonomy places the organism in Eukaryota, Fungi, Basidiomycota, Agaricomycetes, Hymenochaetales, Hymenochaetaceae. The record is from RefSeq and is a predicted model, not a curated record. The transcript has 9 exons. Gene Ontology annotation, biological process: gluconeogenesis; glycolytic process. Gene Ontology annotation, molecular function: zinc ion binding; fructose-bisphosphate aldolase activity.
CACCGUCCCCAAACCCUCUCUCAGCUUUCUUCAAAUUUUAUUCAAUAGCUAUGGGACUGCUUGAUAUCGUUCCUGCGGGUGUAGUUACAGGCGAUAAUGUUCGCAAGGUCUUUGAGUAUGCUCGAGAAAACAAAUUUGCGAUUCCUGCUAUUAAUGUAACCUCGUCAUCGACCGCAAACGCCGCUAUCGAGGCUGCUCGUGACAUCAAAGCGCCGAUCAUCCUACAAGUCUCACAGGGGGGCUCCGCCUACUUCGCAGGCAAGGGUCUCUCCAACGACAAACAACAAGCUUCUAUCACCGGUUCUAUUGCUGCUGCGCACCACAUCCGUACCGUCGCUAAAGCAUACGGAGUCCCCGUUAUCCUGCACUCGGAUCACUGCGCCAAGAAGUUGCUUGAAUGGUUCGAUGGCAUGCUCGAAGCGGACAAGGCAUAUUUCGCGCAGCACGGUGAGCCGCUUUUCAGCUCUCACAUGCUCGACUUGUCCGAGGAGCCGAAGGAGGAGAACAUCGCAACUUGCGUAAAAUACUUCACCGAAAUGGCUAAGGUCAACCUCUGGCUCGAGAUGGAAAUAGGUAUUACCGGUGGUGAGGAGGAUGGGGUUGACAAUACUGGUGUUGACAACUCCUCCCUCUACACACAGCCAGAGGAUGUAUACGACAUUUUCGUUGCACUUUCUAAGAUUAGCCCCAACUUCUCCAUCGCCGCCGCCUUUGGGAACGUCCACGGCGUGUACAAACCCGGAAAUGUUCGUCUGCACCCCGAACUCCUCGGCAAGCACCAAGAGUACGCAGCAAAACAAAUCGGCGGCAAGAACCCUAAACCGCUCUUCCUCGUCUUCCACGGCGGGUCGGGUUCGUCAAAGGAAGAGAUCAAGACUGCGGUAGAUAAUGGUGUAGUGAAAAUGAACGUUGAUACUGAUACGCAGUGGGCAUACCUCAUCGGAAUCCGGGACUUUAUCCAGAGCAAGAGCGGUUACCUCCAAUCCCAAGUCGGCAACCCCGAAGGCCCUGACAAACCUAACAAAAAGUAUUACGAUCCGCGUAACUGGGUACGUGAGGGUGAAAAGACUCUCACUGCUCGCGUGAAGGAAGCAUGUGCAGACCUUGGAAACACAAAUCGCUUGUAAAGCAGCUAGUUCGCGCGUACAACGAUUCAUUAAUCCGGGACAGUGUAUAUGGAUCAGGGCGGAGGUUAAAUGAAAAUAUAAGUAGCAUUAGGCCAAUACAUGUGUAUAAUAUGCUCUCAUUUCUUCGAGUAAGCAAUGCAAUACAUAUGUCUACAUUUACA